Messenger RNA from Diaporthe batatas, 2017 nucleotides. RefSeq lists its product as uncharacterized. The transcript is spliced from 3 exons. NCBI's taxonomy places the organism in Eukaryota, Fungi, Ascomycota, Sordariomycetes, Diaporthales, Diaporthaceae. Bases 250 to 1797 code for a protein of 515 amino acids. Gene Ontology annotation, biological process: carboxylic acid transport; transmembrane transport. Gene Ontology annotation, cellular component: plasma membrane. Gene Ontology annotation, molecular function: carboxylic acid transmembrane transporter activity. The record is from RefSeq and is a predicted model, not a curated record.
GUUACGCAAAAGUUUAAGGGAGGGGGCAAACUGAGGCCCGCCGAGUGUAUAUAGAGGCACCACGUCCCGUGCCCAGAGCACCGAGAUGUCUUGUCCCUCUUGAAGCCCAACUUUCCAUUAACCUUGGCUCCAGUCCACUGUGCAGUCGGGAGCAUUCCUAUCCAAGGCCAAGCAGUAUAGAGACUUGUCAAGCUUCUUCCAAGCCUCCUUGUUCAACAGCACUAAAAAGCCACCCCUCGCCCGCCCGCCAUGGAGACGACUCAUGAGCCGGCUGACCCCGUCGCCAAGGGCAUAGUCCCAACGGCCAGUCAAUCCAUUCGUGACCUCUUCACGUGGAAGCAGCGUGUUGUCGUUACCGGGCCAGAUGGCGAAUCCUCCUGCGAGUGGGCAAAGCCCAUCCCGCUGAAGAACCCCGUCAGCUUGAUGGCCCAGCUGUCCGCAAAGGACUGGCUAUUCUUCGUUGUUGGUUUCGCAGCCUGGACUGCCGAUGCGUUCGACUUCCACGCACUGUCUAUCCAGACUGUCAAAUUAGCAAAAUAUUUUGAUGUCUCUAAGACGAGCAUCACCGAGGCCAUCACCCUUACUCUGCUGCUCCGUUCAGUCGGCGCGGCCAUGUUCGGGCUGGCUGGAGACAAGUGGGGAAGAAAGUGGCCGAUGGUGGUCAACAUGAUUGUCCUCGGGCUGUUACAAGUCGCCACGAUCUACUGCAGAACGUUUCAGCAGUUCCUUGCUGUUCGGUCAUUGUUCGGCCUUUUCAUGGGUGGUGUCUACGGUAAUGCCAUUGCCAUGGCGCUGGAAAACAGUCCCGUGGACGCCAGAGGUCUCAUGUCUGGUAUCCUCCAACAAGGUUACUCAUUCGGCUAUGUCUGCGCCGCUUGUGCCAACCUUGGCGUGGGCGGUGCGGUCGACACAUGGAAGACCGUCUUCUGGAUCGCUGCCGGUCUUUCUAUCGGAGUGGGCCUGAUCCGCAUGUGCUUCCCGGAAUCGCAGCUGUUCAUUGAGGCCCGCAAGGCCGGCAAGACCGGCGGCCAUGCCACGCAUUUCUGGAAGGAGACCAAGAUCAUGCUGGGACAGGAGUGGAAGAUGUGCAUUUACUGUAUCAUUUUGAUGACCUGGUUUAACUACUAUAGCCACACCUCCCAAGACAGCUACACCACCUUCAUGAUCACGGAGAAGGGUCUGGACAACUCUGGGGCCAGCCGAGCCUCCAUUCUCAUGAAGGCAGGCGCCUGUGUUGGUGGCACCAUCUUGGGAUAUAUCAGCCAGUGGUUUGGUCGCCGCCGCACGAUCGUCUGCGCGUCUCUCAUCUCGGCCUGUCUGAUCCCGGCCUGGAUUCUUCCCACCACCGAGCGCUCGUUGUCGGCCAGCGGCUUUUUCAUGCAGUUCUUCGUGCAGGGCGCGUGGGGUGUUAUUCCUAUCCAUCUGAACGAGUUGUCGCCACCUGCCUUCCGCAGCAGUUUCCCGGGUAUCACCUACCAGCUGGGCAACAUGAUCAGCAGCCCUUCGGCCCAGAUUGUGAACGCCCUCGCGGAGAGCAACUUCAUCAGGAACAGCGCGGGCGAGCUGGUCGAGGCCUAUGGACCAGUCAUGGGCAUCGCGACUGCUAUCAUUGCAAUCGGAAUCGCCGUCACCACUGCCCUCGGUCCCGAGAAGAGAGGACGCGAGUUCUCGGCCAGGCCCGCUGGUAUGAAUAUUGAGUCGGAUAGCGAGGCCAAGGCCAAGGACAUCGAGGCUGAGGCGGCUUCCAUCCAUGAGGUUGACAGGGUUCACUCGGAGAAGAAGGAGACAAAUGUUUAAACGAAUCAGAUGAGACAGAAAACACACUCAUGACUGACUUUGGACCGCUGUGCGAUAGUCAUAUAUAUAUCUAGGAACGCAUCUGCGUAUAUACUCGGUUUAUCUAGCAUGCUAGAUCCAGCUAGGCUGCUACUAGCGGGGGAAAUAAUGCUGUAGUAUAGAUUGAGCUAGAAUUUGUAUGGCAAGUUCAUUGCAUAAAAAUUCUAGUGCUUGUGCGUGA